CACACACACACACAACUAUAGAAGAGGAGCUAAGUUCAUUGUAAGAGGACAAGUUGGGAGUAGCCUGGCACCCAGACAUUCACUAUAUAGAAGCAUAGUUAACUACCUUCCCAAUUAAACUGUCUUAGUAUUUCAAUUCAUAGCACCUGCAAAAUACACACAUCAAGACCAAGCAGAACAGGCAGAGACCUUAGACACAGGAGGACCUACUUUGACUGGCGCGCCGGUGGGUUCAGAAGCUCAGCUGCACCUGUGCUGGAGUCCUCCGCUCGUUUGCAAGAAUUUGGAGAUUUAUAACUUUCACGUCAGAAUUUAAAAUAUAAAUAAACAAAAUAAAACCGUUAAAUAGGCAAAUACCAGCCACUUGCCAACACAGUGCGAUCUGGAAUACGUGUCUAUAUUUGCAAAAACGAUGACAUGGUGGUACAUUUAAAUGCGUAGUGUCAACUUCGGAUUGUCAGUAGAUUCUGACGCUGUACUGUGGAUUAUACUUUACAAGGUGACAUAUCGGCACAGCCAGCUGAGGAACUAGAUCGGCAACGCUAUAACUAAAGUAACGCAGGCUUGUAGCAAAACGGACACGAAAGUCGGAGGGAGAGCACAUUGAACCAACAGUCUGAGACACUUCUGAACAUAAAAAAACAGUGAAGAAAGGAAACACAAAGGGUAAAGUGCAGUUAAUGCGCUGCUGUCGCCAAAGAGAACGUACCGGUAUACGUCGGCGCCUCAGCUUGGAUAUACAAAGGAGAGACUACAGGUGUACGCCACCGCAUCGCCUAUUCCAAAGGGUAUGCGGGAUCUGAGCUGAAGAUGGAACUUUUCUGGAUUUUAUUGUUUUCUGUCCUCUAUCCAUACGUCAAAGGUCAAGGCGUUUAUGCUCCAGCGAGUGGUCAGAUAGUGCACUCGGGCCAGGCGUGUGUGGUGAAGGAUGACAAUAUCAGUGAGCGAGUCUACACCAUUCGGGAGGGAGACAUGCUAGUGCUGCAGUGCCUGGUCAAGGGGCACCCCAGACCACAGGUACGCUGGACGAAGACGGCAGGCAGCGCCUCAGAUAAGUUCCAGGAGACAUCGAUCUUCAAUGAGACACUGCAGAUCCAGAACAUCCAGAGGAUACAGGGAGGCAGAUACUACUGUAAAGCUGAGAACAGGAUAGGGGUGCCUGCCAUCAAGUCCAUUCGAGUAGAUGUCCAGUAUCUGGACAUGCCAACCCUGACCGUUCACCAGACUAUUAGUGAUGUGCGCGGCAGCUACUACCAGGAGAAGACCGUCUUCCUGCGCUGCACCGUGAACUCCAACCCGCCAGCUCGGUUCAUCUGGAAACGAGGCUCUGAGGUCAUCACACACAAUCAGGAUAAUGGAGUGGACAUUUACGAGCCCCUCUACACACAGGGUGAGACAAAUGUUCUGAAGCUGAAAAACUUGCGGCCACAAGAUUUUGCCAACUACACAUGCCAGGUGUCUGUGCGAAAUGUGUGCAACAUCCCGGACAAGUCCAUCGCUUUCCAGCUCACCAAUGCCACCUCACCUCCUGCUCUCAGGCUCUCGGUGGAUGAGACACUGGUUGUGAACCCUGGUGACAAUGUUACCAUGUCCUGCCUGCUGACGGGUGGCAUUCCCCCACCUGUGAUCUCCUGGACGCACUACCCAGGGCCCAUGCCCACCACUGCCAGAGUCCAGGGGGGCACAGUGACCCUGCAGAAUGUCAAGGUCCAGGACACGGGCUACUACAACUGCACCGCUGUCAACAAUGUGGGCAACCCAGCCAAAAAGACUGUAAAUCUCAUUGUGAGAGCCAUGAGCAACAUUACCUUCCAGAUCACGCCCGACCCCAACAAAGACAGUGAGACCAUCCAGAUGGAGCAGGAUGUGAAGCUGUCCUGCCAUGUGGACGCGCAGCCUCAGGACAAGGUCACUUACACCUGGUACAAGAACGGCCUCCCAGUGCGCCCCUCCAAGACCCUGGUUAUCCUCCGCAAUGACCCUGAACUGGAGCCUGGCACCUGCAGUCUGGAGAUCUUCUACAUGCAGUUCCGAGACCAGGCCACCUACAGCUGUGUGGCCUCCUUUACAGGAACCCCCAUCCCAGAACUGAAGAUUGAGGUCAACCUCACACGGAAUGCUGUGUCCCCGCCUGUGUUGACAGUACCCAAGGGCCGAGCGAUGGUCACGGUGCGAGAGGGCUCACACGUGGAGCUGCAGUGCGAUGUUUCUGGGAAGCCUAGACCCCCUGUGCUGUGGUCUCGAGCUGACAAGGAGCAGCCCAUGCCCUCGGGGGACUGGCUGGUGGAGACUAGGGAUGGCAGGCUGCGAUUGGACAACUUGACGCGAGACAUGAGCGGCUCCUACCGCUGCCAGACUGCCAGGUUCAAUGGGCUCAACAUCAAACCCCGCCAUGCUCUGGUGCAACUCAAUGUGCAGUUCGCCCCCAUCGUGAACCCCCAGUUCCUGGAUGUGCGCACUCGGAUGGGGGACAGCGUGGUUCUGAGGUGUUCCAUGCAGAAAGCGAACCCCCAACGCAUCAACUCGUCGACAUGGAGCCUGAACGGACGCCUAAUCCGGUCCGCUCGCCCCGAGCUCCAGGACUACUCGGAGUGGAAGAUUGACAGCUUCAGCCAGCUGAGCAACGGCACGUACGAGUGCAGCAUCUCCAACGGCGUGGGCACAUCCAGAUGCGUCUUCUACGUGUCUGCCAAGGCAUACAACCCUGAGUUCUACUAUGACACCCCAGUCCCGAUAAAGAAGGUCAACCAAACCUACUCCUACACCCUGCAGUGGACCCAGAGAGAGCCCGAAGCAGUGGACGUCAUCAUCAUGUACAAACUGGAGGUCAGACAGCUGAACCUCCAGAGCUACAUGUCGAAGCAGAUCCAGGUGGGGACCCCUCAGAAGGGGGUGCUUCUACAGGACACCCUCACUGACCUGAAGAUCCCGCUGAGCUAUGAGGUGCGGCUCACCCCCAUCACAAACUUCGGACCUGGGGACACAGCCAUGAGAAUCAUCCAGUACAUUGAGCCCUAUAGCUACCCAGGACCAUCAGACCAGAUGUGCAGCUUUGAGGUGGAGAAGAUCUGUGGCUUUACUCAGGACAAGAAGGAUGACUUUGAUUGGACGUGGCAGAAUGCCAAUACCCAGAAUCCCAAGCGCUCACCCAACACAGGACCCAUCAAAGACCGCAGUGGAACCAGGGAAGGGUACUACAUGUACAUCGAAGCCUCUCGGCCCCGGGUUCUAGGCGACAAAGCCUGCUUAGUAAGCCCGCUGUACAAUGUGACGACCAAGGCAAAGGGCCCUCACAAGACCCCCUUCUGCAUCUCCUUCUACUACCACAUGUAUGGCAAGCACAUUGGCUCUCUCAACGUGCUGGUAAGGGUGAAGAGUAUCGGGGUUCUCGACACGCAGGUCUGGACUCUGUCUGGAAACCAGGGACCCAACUGGCAGCAGGCCAACGUUACCAUCAAUCCCCGGGGGCCCUUCCAGGUUGUAUUUGAGGGUGUUCGGGGCAGUAGCUAUGAAGGGGACAUUGCAAUCGAUGACAUCUAUGUGGUGAGAGGCAAAUGCCCAAUAUACAGAGAAACAACGUCUGAAGCGGUGUCCGUGAAGGGAUCCUCAGCAGCUCUCUCCUUGACAACCUACACUGUGCUGCUCGCGCUGCUCAUGCUACUCAUCUCAACAGCCCUGUUCCAUAGAUGAUGACGACUAAAGAUGACUACCUACCUACUUGCCUGCCAGUGGACUACUACUGCUCCUGCUCUCUCUCGCUCGCUCUCUCUCUCUCUCUCUCUCUUUCUCUCUCUCACUCUCUCUCUCUCUCAUCUCUCCCACUUUCUUUUACCCUUUUUUAACUAUCAACUCAAAAUAAUUAAAUACCGAACCCAUCCUGUCCUUCAUUCUGCAUCUUUUUCUCAUCCCCACUAUAUCAUACCCAGUCUCACUCUUUCAGCAUUUUCUCCCUCCACUUUCAGUAUUUUAUCCCUCUUUUGUCCAUCCUUCCUUUCUUCCUCAUCCCAUUACACCACUUUGUAUUCAUCUCCCUUGUUGUACCUUUGCUCCCCCAUUUGAAUGUUUUCAUCCUCUCCCUCUCUGUUCUUCUCUCCCUCCCUCCAUCCCAAGGACACCAAAGUGUCGAAAAAUCUACCAAAGACUUUAAGCAGCGUGAACCUGUAAAGGGAGCUGCACCAGGCGGUGGACUAGGACUGGGAAAUGAUUUAAAAAACAAACUAAGUAAGGGACCCCCUUUGUGUUGCUAAAGUAAGAUCUUUCCAGGAUUUGCACUUCUGUUCGAGGUGACGGAUAAAUCAAUGGAUUUUUUUUCUAUCUUUAUAAAAGAAUGCAAAACAAAAGAAGCACAAGUUUGUACAGAUUUUUUCCUUUUUUUCUUUUUUUCUUGAUGAACUACUUAUGUUUCUUCUUCUUCGUUACAGCAAAAGAACUCUCUUUCUGUAUCUUAUUUUAUUAACUGGACGAGAAGAUAGCGAGAACUGUUUGCUUGAUUCCGCUACUGCUCAAGUACCGUGCUGCACUGUCUUGAGGCUGUAGGCUGCACCAGUGCUGUGACUCUCCCUGUGUACGGAGACUACGCAUUGCUUACAUCCAUGUAUCCCAUGUACUAUGUUAUGGCUCUGCAUGUGCUCCAUUGUACUCAUAUAUUGUAUCCCAGCGCAUAAAACUGAGUGUCCGUCAGGGGCAGUGACUGCUUUGCUCUACAACGCGACUCUCCUCUCUAUAGCUGAAGCUGUGUCUGCACCAGUGCCCAAAGAAACACACUCGAUGAGCGCUGUGCCCCCACAGGGUCACCAGUCAAUCCUGAUCAUUUUUCAGUAUGUUAUGUAUUUUUGAUGUGAAUCAGAUCUCGCUAUCUGAUUCAUAUUGCUGUGAAUUAGUGAAGUACCCUUGUACAGGAAUAUAUAUAUGAUUUCUAGAUACAAUACAAUACCACACAACAGUGAUUUAUAAAGCGCCUUCUGUAAAACACGUAAAAGUGCCGAACAUAUAAUAAAUAAACUUAAAUGCCUUGUCAAACAAAUAGGUUUUUAAUCUAGAUUUAAAAAUUGUCAAUGAUGUUAAGUCCCUGAUAUGUUUCAGCAGAGAAUUCCAUAAAUGGGGAGCAUGGUACCUGAAUGCCCUACCUACCACAGUUUUGAGCUAAACCAUCGGGAUGGUCAAUAACUCUGCAGUAAAAGAGUGUAGCGAAUGGGCUGGGAUGUAUUCAGAGAUGUCUGAAAAGUAGCUAAUAUUACUGUCAACAUGGCCUAAUAAUGAAUUAACCAAAUGCAUGAAGAAUCGAGGGAGCGCUGUGCUAUAGUUUACAUUUCUGCUAAUUUGGUACCCAGGUGCUUGAAUAUGGUUGCAGUUCUAAAAAAAAUGAAAAAAAAUGGACUGCCCUCUAUUCUCAACAGGACUCCUACAUCUCUUAGGAAUGCUGAUCUUCAGGGCAGCCCAAAUCAAGGCAACCUAAGUCCAGCAGUCUCAUUCUCUACAGGGCAUUGCAUAAGUAUUCACCCCCCUUGGACUUUUCCACAUUUUGUAGUGUUACAACCUGGAAUUAAAAUAGCUUUAAUUAGGAUUUUUUGUCACUGAUCUACAUAAAAUAGUCCAUAAUGUCGAAGUGGGGAAAAAAAUCUACAUAUUUUUCAAAAUUAUUUACAAAUAAAAAACUGAAAAGUCUUGAUUGCAUAAGUAUUCACCCCUUUGCUGUGACACCCCUAAAUAAGCUCUGGUGCAACCAAUUGCCUUCAGAAGUCACAUAAUUAGUUGAAUGGAGUCCACCUGUGUGCAAUUAAAGUGUCACAUGAUCUGAGAUUAAAUACACCUGUUUCUGGAAGGCCCCAGAGUUUGUUAGAGAGCAUAUCUAAACAAACAGCAUCAUGAAGACCAAACAAGUAUCAAAACAAGUCCGGGAUAUAGUUCUGGAGAACCACCAAUCAGGGUUGGGUUAUAAAAAAUAUCCCUAACUUUGAACAUCCCCGGGAGCACCGUUAAAUCCAUUAUUAAAAAAUUGAAAGAAUAUGGCACAACCGCGGCUGUGCCUAGAGAAGGCCGUCCACCAAAACUCAGUGACCAGGUAAGGAGGGCAUUAGUCAGAGAAGCAACCAAGAGGCCAAUGGUAACUCUGAAGGAGCUGGAGAGAUCCACAGCUGAGAUGGGAGAAACCGUCCAUGGGAUAACUAUAACCCGGACGCUCCACAAAGCUGGGCUUUAUGGAAGAGUGGCGAGAAGAAAGCCAUUGAUGAAAAAAGCCCAUAUCAAAUCCCGUUUGGAUUUUGCCAAAAAGCAUAUGGGAGACACAGCAAACAUGUGAAAAAAGGUUCUCUGGUCUGAUGAGACCAAAAUUGAACUUUUUGGCCUUAGCGCAAAACACUAUGUGUGGCGCAAAGCCAACACUGCUCAUCACCCUGAGAACACCAUCCCCACGAUGAAGCAUGGUGGUGGCAGCAAUAUGUUAUGGGAAUGCUUUUCAUCGACAGGGACUGGGAAACUGGUCAGGAUUGAGGGCAAGAUGGAUGGAGCCAAAUACAGGGAAAUUCUAGAGGAAAACCUGUUUCAGUCUGCAAGAGACCUGGGACUGGGGCGGAGGUUCACCUUCCAGCAGGACAAUGACCCUAAACACACAGCCAAAGCUAUACUGGAGUGGUUUAAAAACAAGAACCUGAAUGUCUUAGAAUUGCCCAGUCAAAGCCCGGACCUCAAUCCGAUUGAGAAUCUGUGGCAAAACUUGAAAAUUGUUUUUCACCGACGGUCCCCAUCCAACUUGACAGAGCUUGAGCAAUUUUGCCAAGAAGAAUGGGCAGAAAUUGCAGGAUCCAGAUGUGCAAAGCUGGUAGAAACUUACCCAAAAGACUCACAGCUGUAAUUGCUGCCAAAGGUGCUUCUACCAAGUAUUGACUCAGGGAGGUGAAUACUUAUGCAACCAACAAAUGUCCUUUUUUUUUGUUUAAUUAACUUUUGUGUCACAAUAAAAAAUAUUUUGCACCUUCAAAGUGUUAAGUAUGUUGUGUAAAUCAAAUGGUAAAAAUUCCAUACUUAUGCAAGGCACUGUAUUUAAACAGCAUAGUACCUUCAUUCCUAGCUAAAUGCUCUCACAAAGGAACCAUGCCCACCCCAGCCCAUGUUAACACUGCACACAGAGCACAGUAACCCUGGGCAGUGGAAACACUAGGGCAGAGCAGUCACUCCUGAGGUGUGCCAGAUGUGAUAUAGAAUAUAGUGGACU
Acipenser ruthenus (sterlet) is the source of this 7210-nucleotide messenger RNA. RefSeq names its product MAM domain-containing glycosylphosphatidylinositol anchor protein 1-like. The record is from RefSeq and is a predicted model, not a curated record. Bases 811 to 3690 code for a protein of 959 amino acids. NCBI's taxonomy places the organism in Eukaryota, Metazoa, Chordata, Actinopteri, Acipenseriformes, Acipenseridae. Gene Ontology annotation, biological process: nervous system development. Gene Ontology annotation, molecular function: protein binding. Gene Ontology annotation, cellular component: membrane. The transcript is spliced from 18 exons.